UUGAGCUGACACAACCCCCGCGCAAUACGCAACACCACCUUUGUCCGGCGCAGCUUCACCAAGUCGCUGUCUAUCUCCUUAGUCUGUCCCAACGCUCAACAUGUCCGUCGAAGCGCCCCCACCCAGUCGACACAUAUCCUCGACGCCCAUUUCCCUCACCUCCGCAUCGCGCAUACUAGAAACAUACCUUACAAACUCCGAACGACACCCUCAUCUGCACCCCGAUGCCUUGAUUACACCAACUGGCGUUACCUUUUCGUCACAUGGCGGCCCAGUUGGUGGUGUGGUUAUGCACAAUCUGCGACGCGUCGCUGCAGGCUUGAGGGGAGAAUAUUUGGAGCCAGAGAAGACGCCGGAGCCUGAGGAGGACGAUGGUGCUGACACCGAGAGCUGGGGUCAUGGGAAAAAGUCUGGCGGGCAAGGCGGGAAGAAGCGGAAGUUAACAGGGGACACCGAGUGGCAGGACAUGGCAGACUAUGAGCGGGAAGAAGGGUUUGUUGAAAUUGGGGAAGUUGGGACACGAACCACGGUUGUGCAAGACGGUGGAGCAGAGCCAGACGUUGAAGUCACUGGUCAGAUACCCAACAUCGGCAAGGAAGCAAGGAAGAAGGCAAAGAAGGAGAAGAACCAACAGGAGAAGAGGGAGAGGGAGAAGAAGAGGGCCGAGAAGAAGAACGAGUAACGGCUUUGCGACUCUACGAUACCAUACCACGUUUUUGCGUUACUGGAGCGAGUGUUUUAUUCGAGGCUGUUCAGCCCUUCUAGCGGUUCAUUUAUCGCUAUUCGUCAUUUACUCAACCAUCAACCAAAUACUGCCAGUUGCGACUCACAUGGCCUGUAUAUCGGACAAUGUACAAGCCCAAGCUCAAAGCUCCCGGUCCGCUGCCUUGAUAGGCUUCUCCUCAUCCGUCGCCUUGUCCGUGACCUUCUUGUCGCCAGUCCAGUUCAUAGCCUUUAGGCGUUCCGUCAAGAUCGGGUGCGAGUGGUGGAAGCUUGAGUAGAACCAGUCGGCAUCCAUGCUGGAAAGAUUUUGGAUUUGGAGCUUAAUCAACGAAGCUCCAAGCUCACGAGCGUAUCCGAGCUUUACAGCAAAGGCA
Molecule: messenger RNA, 1097 nt
Organism: Cucurbitaria berberidis CBS 394.84
Lineage: Eukaryota; Fungi; Ascomycota; Dothideomycetes; Pleosporales; Cucurbitariaceae
Exons: 1
Coding region: 101-682 (193 amino acids)
Source: RefSeq, a predicted model, not a curated record